Paramecium tetraurelia is the source of this 918-nucleotide messenger RNA. RefSeq lists its product as uncharacterized. The record is from RefSeq and is a predicted model, not a curated record. The transcript is spliced from 2 exons. NCBI's taxonomy places the organism in Eukaryota, Ciliophora, Oligohymenophorea, Peniculida, Parameciidae. Gene Ontology annotation, molecular function: pseudouridylate synthase activity.
AUGGAAAAAUUAUUAUAGAUUUCAUAAGAAGUUAGAGAAGCACUCGAGAAGGGUCAAGCAGUAGUAGCUUUGGAGUCAACCAUAAUCACACAUGGAAUGGAAUAUCCCACAAAUGUUUAGACAGCCUUGGGAGUGGAGGAGGAAAUCAGAAACAAAGGAGCUAUUCCUGCUACGAUCAUUGUCACACAGGGAAUCCUUAGAGUUGGAUUAAAGUAAGAGGAGAUCGAAGAGAUUGGAAAGAAUAAACACCACUACUAGAAAUGUUCAAGGAGAGACCUAGCAUAAAUAAUAGCAUAAAAAGGAUAUGGAAGUACAACUGUGGCAGCAACCAUGAUGAUUGCUCAUAUGGCUGGAAUCAAAGUAUUUGUUACUGGAGGAAUUGGAGGAGUUCAUAGAGGAGCUGAACACACUUUUGAUAUCUCUGCAGAUUUGGUUGAAUUGGGAUAAACUCCAGUUGCUGUUGUUUGUGCUGGUGCCAAGUCCAUUUUAGACAUUCCAAAAACCUUAGAGUAUUUGGAAACCUAAGGAGUUCCUGUCGUUGGAUACAAAACUAAACAUUUCCCCAACUUUUUCACUCCAGAUUCAGGUUUGUUCUGCAGUACAUCUGUGGAUUCCAGUCAGGAGGCCAGUGAGUUAAUUAAAGCACAAUUUGAGUUGUUGAAGCUUAAGAAUGGAAUCCUCUUUUGUGUGCCAGUGCCUUAAGAUUAAGCAGCAGAUGGUUAGAUUGUACAGUAGGCCAUUGAUAAAGCACUCAAAGAGUUGGAUGAAAAGAAUGUCAAUGGUGCUUUGGUUACUCCAUUUCUAUUGAAGAGAGUCAAUGAAAUUACUGAUGGGAUGAGUUCAAAAUCUAAUGUUGCUUUAAUUAGAAAUAAUGCAAGAGUAGGAGCUGAGAUUGCUAUUUAAUUGUGUUAAAAAUGA